CCCCCGGUUGCAUCAGCCGCCGCGGCCGCGAGGCGCCUGCGCGGGGCCGUUCCCGCCCCUUCCCCGCUGGGCCGGGCGGCUGCGUGCAGCUAUGGAGGGCGCUGACAGCCAGGUAAAUGCUGGGGAAGAAAAAAAGGCAGACUGCGGAAAGAAGAAAAUGAAGGAGGGGGCCGGCGAUGGCGGACGGACGGAGUUGAAUCCCUGGCCUGCAUUUAUCAGUGAGCGUUUAGAGAUGUACAAUAAACUUAAAGCUGAACAUGAUGCACUCCUUGCAGAAAGAGCUGCAAAUGACAGUAAACCCAUUAAAGUUACAUUGCCCGAUGGCAAGCAGGUUGAUGCUGAAUCUUGGAAGACUACUCCUUAUCAGAUCGCUUGUGGAAUUAGUCAGGGCUUAGCUGACAACACUGUUAUUGCUAAAGUGAACAAGAUGGUUUGGGAUCUAGACCGUCCUUUGGAGGAGGAUUGUACCCUGGAGCUGCUUAAGUUUGAAGAUGAAGAGGCUCAAGCAGUAUACUGGCACUCAAGUGCUCACAUAAUGGGUGAAGCUAUGGAGCGAAUCUAUGGUGGCUGCUUGUGCUAUGGCCCACCAAUAGAAAAUGGAUUUUAUUAUGACAUGUUCCUUGAGGAAGGGGGUGUAUCAAGUAAUGACUUCUCUGCUUUGGAAACGUUAUGCAAAAAGAUAAUGAAGGAGAAACAAGCCUUUGAAAGACUGGAAGUUAAGAAGGAAACACUACUUGAAAUGUUUAAGUAUAAUAAAUUCAAGUGUCGCAUCCUGAACGAGAAGGUCAAUACUCCAACUACAACAGUAUACAGGUGUGGUCCCUUGAUAGAUUUAUGCAGAGGGCCUCAUGUCAGACAUACUGGUAAGAUAAAGACCAUAAAAAUUCAUAAGAAUUCUUCUACCUAUUGGGAAGGCAAGGCUGAUAUGGAAUCCCUCCAGCGGAUCUAUGGAAUUUCAUUCCCGGAUGCAAAAAUGCUGAAGGAAUGGGAGAAAUUCCAGGAGGAGGCUAAAAGCAGAGAUCACAGGAAAAUUGGGCGGGACCAAGAACUGUUUUUCUUCCAUGAGCUCAGCCCUGGUAGCUGUUUUUUUUUGCCAAAGGGAGCUUACAUUUAUAAUACAUUAAUUGAAUUCAUCCGGAGUGAGUAUCGAAAACGUGGAUUCCAGGAGGUUGUCACCCCAAAUGUUUUCAACAGCAAACUAUGGAUGACUUCAGGGCACUGGCAGCAUUACAGUGACAACAUGUUUUCCUUUGAAGUCGAGAAAGAAGUCUUUGCUCUGAAGCCUAUGAACUGUCCAGGACACUGCCUUAUGUUUGAUCAUCGUCCAAGAUCAUGGCGUGAGCUGCCUUUACGGUUGGCUGAUUUUGGUGUUCUGCAUCGCAAUGAGCUGUCAGGAGCUCUUACGGGACUCACUCGAGUACGUCGGUUCCAGCAGGACGAUGCUCAUAUAUUCUGCGCUAUGGAGCAGAUUGAAGAGGAGAUAAAGAGUUGUCUGCAUUUCUUACGCACUGUGUAUGAUGUCUUUGGAUUUUCCUUUAAACUGUAUCUCUCCACUCGUCCUGAAAAGUACCUGGGAGAUAUAGAAGUGUGGAAUCAAGCUGAAAAGCAACUUGAAAACAGCCUCAACGACUUUGGUGAGAAGUGGGAGUUAAACCCUGGCGAUGGAGCUUUCUAUGGGCCUAAGAUUGACAUUCAGAUUAAAGAUGCCAUUGGCCGCUAUCACCAGUGUGCUACCAUCCAGCUCGACUUCCAGCUGCCAGUCAGAUUUAACCUCACCUUUGUCAGCCAUGAUGGUAAUGACAAGACAAGACCAGUUAUCAUUCACCGGGCUAUUUUGGGAUCUGUGGAGAGAAUGAUCGCCAUUCUAACCGAAAACUAUGGAGGCAAAUGGCCGCUCUGGCUGUCCCCACAGCAGGUGAUGGUGGUACCAGUGGGACCAGCAUGUGAUGAGUAUGCUCAAAAGGUCAGGCAGCACUUCCACGAUGCUGGAUUAAUGGCAGAUGUUGAUGUAGAUCCUGGGUGCACACUUAACAAGAAGAUCAGAAAUGCUCAGCUCGCACAGUAUAACUUUAUUCUGGUGGUUGGUGAAAAGGAGAAGGCAAGUGGAACAGUUAACAUCCGCACCCGAGAUAACAAGGUGCAUGGCGAGCGUACAAUUGCAGACACUGUGGAGAGACUGCUGCAACUGAAAUGCUCUCGCUCCAGACAAGCUGAAGAGGAAUUUUAAUGCCAUCUGCUCUACCUGGCAUAAAAAAUGAUUCUAGUUUUCCUAAUGCCGUUAAACACAGAGUUUUUGUGCCGAACCAGAUUUUAAAUAUAUUUCACAUUGCACAUCUUGCUCAUUUUAGCAGGGACUUUUCUUUUGUCAGAAAUAUCUCUUUUUGCAAAAAUCAAUUUUUCUCAAACCUUGAAGUAAAAUUUCCUGGCCUCUGACGAAUGGCAGAUGAAGGAAGAUGAAAUGACUUUCCAUGACCACAAGGGAAAAAUUGAAAUGUUAAUCAGGGAUGCCCACAGCAUUCUAACUACCCUGUUAAGAAUAAAAUACCUUUUGGUAACAAAUGUUUUUCAUGAAAGUUAAACAAAAUACCUCAGGCCUUUCAGUAAGGCUGUAUAUGUCACUGCAGAAGCAAGAAUGUACAAGGGUAAUGAUUAUUUUUCUGAAGACAAAUGCUACUUUUCAAUUUAAUAGGUAGAGUCUCCUUCAGUGGAACACUUCCUUCCCGAGCCUCAGUCCAGGGCAUCACAUACUCAGCGGCCCCUCCUACCUCACAGCUGGGGGAUCUCAUUUGUUGGCUUGGGGUUUGUUUUUGGGGGGGUUUUACACACCUGGCUGACAAGAGGCAAAUGUCUGUUACUGACAAAAAAUAAAAUAAUGGCCUGAG
This is a messenger RNA of Phalacrocorax carbo (great cormorant), 2882 nucleotides long. The record is from RefSeq and is a predicted model, not a curated record. NCBI's taxonomy places the organism in Eukaryota, Metazoa, Chordata, Aves, Suliformes, Phalacrocoracidae.